Molecule: messenger RNA, 516 nt
Organism: Paramecium pentaurelia
Lineage: Eukaryota; Ciliophora; Oligohymenophorea; Peniculida; Parameciidae
Source: the annotation of a GenBank genome assembly
AUGAGAUUAGUUUUUAAGCUAGUCUAAUAACUUAGCUAAAUUGGAGAUUCUAAGAUGUUAGAUUUUAACACAUGGUAAAGGACUCUAGAAGAUGUAAUAUUAGAUUAAGAUUAAGCAACUCUCUCUUUUAAAGUAAUUAAGGAAUAAAAAAUUAAAAGAAAAACGAAAGUUUAUUUUGAAAACAGGACAUAAAUUGAACAUGAAAGUGAAGUAGUAUAACCUUUAAAAAAGUCUAAUCUGAUCAGACAAGAUAGUGAUGCCAUUUUUGUAUCUUCUGGAUUGGCAAUAUAAAUAAUGCAAAAUGAGGCUGGCACUUAAUCUAAACCCAAUUGGGCCAGCGAUAUCUCUCUUUUUUUAAUUAAGAUGUUAAAGGGACUCGGUAGCAAUUUGAGUAAGAUUAAAAAUUAUAAACCCAUAAAUUUAGGAAACAAAAUUAAAGUCUAAUAAAAGGAAAAAAGUUUAUCCCUUGAGUCAAUAAUGAUAGAGAUAAGUGAUAAAGAGUUGGAAAAAGAUUGA